CUAAUCUGCGAGCGCAGGAGGAAGUAGCUAGCUUGAGUUUACACCAGCGGCCGGAUGUUCUGUGGGAAGACAGGAACAAUAAAGAAGGGAAAGCGCACGGGUUUUAAACCUACUUCAAAACAGAAAAGGAAGGAAAUUAUCUGCUGUUUAUAGCAGGGCAAAAGAAUUUGGUUUGCAUGUGAGGACUGAAGUGUCUGCCAAGCCAACAAUGGCGAACAAUGCAGAGGAUAUUGAAAACAAUAUGCAGAACCAACAGCAGUCCAACGGGUCCCCUGAACCUGCCCAGCAGCCACAAGAGGCUGGGGUGACCAGAGUGCGGUCAAGGGGAGGCUCAGGAGCUGAGGGAGGAGGAGGUGGAGGAGGAGGAAGAGGAGGCAGUGGAGGUGGCAACGGUAGCGGACCGGAGCAGAACGGACAGCCUCCCGCUGCCCGUGCUCCUCGUGUGGUGGAGACUGAAGAGGACGAAGAUGAAGAGUUGACCUUGAAAUAUGGGGCCAAGCAUGUCAUAAUGCUGUUCGUUCCCGUAACCCUCUGCAUGGUGGUGGUUGUGGCAACCAUAAAGUCUGUCAGCUUCUACACCCAGAAUGACGGGCAGAGAUUGAUCUACACACCGUUCCCUGAAGACACAGACACAGUAGCACAGAGAGCCCUAAACUCCAUCUUGAACGCCACCAUCAUGAUCACUGUGAUCAUCGUCAUGACUUUGGUGCUGGUGCUGUUAUACAAGUACCGCUGCUACAAGGUGAUCCAAGGCUGGCUCUUCCUCUCCUCUCUCCUCCUGCUGUUCUUCUUCUCCUACAUCUACCUCAAAGAGGUUUUUAAGACCUACAAUGUGGCCAUGGACUACUUCACCCUGGCGGUAAUAAUUUGGAACUUCGGAGUGGUGGGCAUGAUGUGUAUUCACUGGAAAGGACCUCUGCGACUCCAGCAGGCCUACCUCAUCAUGAUCAGCGCCCUCAUGGCCCUGGUUUUCAUCAAGUACCUGCCAGAGUGGACUGCCUGGCUUAUAUUAGCUGUCAUAUCAGUCUAUGAUUUGUUAGCGGUGCUCUGUCCCAAAGGGCCUCUGAGGAUCCUGGUGGAGACGGCUCAGGAGAGGAACGAACCCAUCUUCCCAGCUCUCAUCUAUUCUUCUACAAUGGUGUGGCUUGUCAACAUGGCCGACACAGACAGGCCAAAGAGGAACUCAACAGAAGCAGCUUCGCCUCAACAGGAGACCCAACAGGCUGUGGCGUCUCCUGCCCCCUCCAGUCCGUCACAGGACGACGGAGGCUUCACCCCCUCCUGGGUCAGCCAGCAGGAGCACCAGCUGGGACCUCUCCAGACCACAGAGGAGACCAGGCGGGAGAUCCAGCAGUUGCCCUCUGCUCGUCCUCCUGUUGAAGAUGACGAUGAAGAGAGGGGCGUCAAGCUCGGGCUCGGAGACUUCAUCUUCUACAGCAUGCUGGUGGGAAAGGCCUCAGCCGCAGCCAGCGGCGACUGGAACACCACGCUCGCCUGCUUUGUAGCCAUCCUCAUUGGCCUGUGUCUGACCCUGCUCCUCCUCGCCAUCUUCAAGAAAGCGCUCCCCGCUCUGCCCAUCUCCAUUUUUUUUGGCCUGGUCUUCUACUUCGCCACAGACAACUUGGUACGGCCCUUUAUGGACAAGCUGGCGCUACACCAGUUCUACAUUUAGCAGGACGCUGCCCUGAUAACCCUCACCCACAUAGCUCUCUAGCCAACAACACGAGAGCGGUCCCUUCACAGCCGGGGAACAAAGGGUGAUGUGGGGGCCCCUCCCGCCCCCACAUCCCCUCCUAAGAACUCACGAUGAUGAUGGGACACAAGUUGUUUUUGUUUUGCCUUUUUUCCUGGCGCCAAGAGAGGGUAUUCCCCACAACAGCUGUUCUUAAAUAUUUUGUUUUAAAAUAAGAUGUGACAUUUCUCGCUCAACUUGGGACCUCAUCUUCAAAUUGUUUGUCGAUCACUGGUCUCAGGCACAAUCCAAGAUGUUAGUGAGAAUAUUUUACCUUUAUUUAUCCAGGGAGGCUCUACAAGAGCUCGUCUGCUCCUUUUCCAGCAGCGCCCUGCUUCACGUCCACACUCAUUCAUAUCUGGGAGCUGCCCAGUACAACCACAGUCUUCUACAACUGGGGUUGUAGUAGGUGCCUUGCUCAUGGACACCUUGGCAGUAGCUGUUGAGCUAUUGGGAGACGGUUUGAUUGAAUCUCCCCUCAAUGACUCUAAUCCAACAUCUUUCCCGCCACAAGUCUGUUUUGACUUGUGAGCUUCCCCCCCAGACUUAACCGAAGAUUCAAAAAGCCUUCAUCAAGCUAAUGGAUGAUGACAUUGAUUAUAGAUUGGUAAUUGUGUAGUUUGAUCAUGUAUGAGCUGUUCGUCACCAGAGCGUGCUUUCCUCACCGCUGUUAAGAAUGGUUAAGAUCUUUUUUUUUUUCCACUUUAGACACAAAAAAACGAAAGCUCUAAUGCCAGAGCAAUUUACACCCAGAAAGAUUUACACUGAACAGGAUGUUUCAAACACGUUGAUCUUUCACAUGUGGAUAAGUGGAAAAACGUGCAUCAAGAAUUUAAAAUAUGAGUGUUUUUGUGACACUGAUUUCACCGUGUUCUCUGCCCUUAAUUUUACCUUUAGUCACAUGAAUUCACAGCCUGCAGAGGCAGGAAAGUUCACACACACUCACACCUGAGGACUUGCCUGCCAUGUCAGCCAUGUACGGUCAGCCACUGAGCAGUUCUGCCGGAGCAGUUGGAGGUUCAGUGCCUUGCUCAAGGGCAUUUCAGUAGUAGUAGUUGUCAUUGAUGUUGUUAUUGUGGGACAGAAAUGUGCUUUUCAUUCUCUACCCUGACUGAGAAUUGGGAUUUUUUUGUUUUCUUUCAACCUGUCCAGGGAUUGUAACCUGUGAUCAUCUGGUCACAAACUCUGAACCUUUAGGCUAUAGCUGCCCUCAUGAUGCUCGCCUGGUGCUGUCUUGAACUAUGCUACAUCAAACACAAAAAAUAUUUCCUCUAUACACAGAUGUUGUUGUCCUUUUUUCAAGAUAUGCAUAAGAGAAACUUUGUACUUUUUGAAACAUGGGGGUAAAUGUUAACAGGGUUCCUACACAGAUCAGCAGCAUCUGGGAGAGUGUGAUAACAAACGCAACUUCUGACAGAAAUAAUGUGGAGGUGUUGAGUAAAAAACACUCAAUCCUGGUAAAGGAGGGAGUUGUAGCUAUAGUUAAAUUUGAUACUUGAAUUUGUCAGCAUGUUUGGAAAGCAUUAUCUCCAGUCAUCAAAGCAUUAUUAACCUAACUGAUGAUUUUAAUCAAGUUAGAAACAAACCAAAAAGUUUAAAUUAAGGUGAGAAAAUAAUGAUCUGGUAUGAAACAUUGAGAUGUGUAUGAACCCAAACUCUGUGCUUCUCAUAUAUGAGACUGCUGAAUGGUAAAGAUGAGCUGCACUGAUCGCUCUUUUGUUGUUGCACUCGAGUUACAUGCUUGCAGAGAGGAGAAACCAAGACGGAACAAAAUAAUAAUACUAGUUUUCGAGACUGUUUAUUUCCCCUUUUUUGUUUUUAGGGAAUAUGUUGGGUGACUGGCUUUUUUUCUGUCCUUCACAUGCAUAUGUGUGUUAUGCAAAAUGAUUCAAUUCAGAUUUUGUUCUUUUUUUAAAUAAAUGAUAAAACUGA
Messenger RNA from Lates calcarifer (barramundi perch), 3664 nucleotides. RefSeq names its product presenilin 1 (gene psen1). Gene Ontology annotation, molecular function: aspartic endopeptidase activity, intramembrane cleaving; beta-catenin binding; cadherin binding. Gene Ontology annotation, biological process: negative regulation of apoptotic process; membrane protein ectodomain proteolysis; calcium ion transport. Gene Ontology annotation, cellular component: neuronal cell body; mitochondrial inner membrane; membrane raft. The transcript has 11 exons. NCBI's taxonomy places the organism in Eukaryota, Metazoa, Chordata, Actinopteri, Centropomidae. The record is from RefSeq and is a predicted model, not a curated record. Bases 209 to 1672 code for a protein of 487 amino acids.